AUGUGCUUCGAUGUCAAGAACACCCCAGGCAGUCUCUACAAGACCCCAUCAUAUGCACUUCCCCACUACCCUCCCCCCACCUCCGGCAGCCCCGCCGCAAAGCUUAGCCUCGAGGGCAGCCGCUCCCCCCACCCCGACACAUUCGACGGCCCGCUGCCCCCCGCACCGAGUAACUUCCCACGCACAAGCCUCCCUCUGCGGCCGCGCCCCACCGUGCCCCCGCGGCCCAUAGGGCGGGCUGCUAAGCCCCCGGCAUCUAGCCAGCCCACAGAAGCAGCAGCAGCGAGGGUGCCGUACAGCUCACUGGCGACGGCAAAGCUAAAGGCGAGCAAGAGCGUGCCGGCAGAGAAGCUGCUGGAGGCGCGCAACUCGUGGAAGCGGAAGCGGAAGGCGAGGCUGCAGGGCGCAGUCAAGGCUGAGUCUGACAUUCUGCGGAGGAACCCCGAGUAUGGCGGCGGCGGUGGUGGUGGUGGUGGUGGUGGUGGUAGUGGGGAUGCAGGGGUUUGGGAUUUGGGGAAAGGUGGUGGUGGUGGGAGCUCGUUGAUCUCGGCCAAGUCGAAGAAUCGGUUGAAGAAGAUAUUUGGGAUCGAGCCCGAGUCGGAGGACGAGGGGGUGCCCGUGGAGGAGUUUCUGCAGAAGAAGCCUGUGGCGGUUCGGGGGCCUGAAGGAGGAGGAGGGGGAGGAGGAUGGGGAGUUUCUUCAGGCUCGAGAAGCGGCGCGGAUCGUUCGGCGAAUCUGUAUGAUAAGAUGGGGUUGACGGUGCACAGGGAGAGGUAUAUGGCUUCUCGUGCCUCGCGGGAGGAGGACAAGGAGGACUUCGACGAGCAGUCGCUCUUGCAUGGGCUGGGAAGUGAGAGACGCAAGCUGAGCGCCCAUGCAAAGAAACUGACCUUGUCGGAGCUUCAAAGCCGCUAUGAUGCCUAUCGCGAACGCAAGAGUUUUGAGAAGGAGGCAGAGAUCAUUAGGGUCCACACAGCACCCGAAGAACUCUACAAGCUGAAUCCUCACCAUAAGGAGCAUCAUAAUCAUAAGUUUACAGAUGCUGCGAGACGCGGAAUGAAAUCUGCAAAGGAGGAGGUGAAUGUGUACAAAUACACUCGGCGCAAAGAAAGAGACGACUCUGAAGAAAAAGCUGGGGCCCGCAUUGUCAACGCCAUGAGAACAGCAAAGUCCCGGUUUGAGAAUAGGGAUGCGGAGCGAGAGGCAAAGCGACAGGCAGCUUCGAGGCCGAAACCGCGUGCCAUUCAGCCCGGUGCGUGGUCUCGAUCGUAUUCCGCCCCCCAUGUCCCGGUGUUUUCCUCCCCGUCCUAUACGCAGCCGGACCAGCCAUAUCUUGAGGCAGAUAAUAUCCAAUCUCCAAAGGCUUUGGGCCCGCAGCUGCCUGCUGAGCCUGUGGAGAGGAGUCGGGCAUAUUCGCAGGUUUUCCCGGCAAGGCCGUCUCCUACGUAUCGUCCGACCCUUUCUCCUGUGUACUCAAAGUCACCAAGAUAUACAAGCCCACUUGUUUCGGGCUCUUCGGAUGAGAGGAAGAAGGCAGAGGUGGCGGUAUCUGUGUCCACUUCUACGGAUAUGCAAAAUGAUAUGGUAACGGCGCAUUCUUUCCUUGAUCCGCCCAAGUCUGCGUCAAGCACCGCUCCGCCGAUUCCGGAGAGGUCGGAAGCUAGGCUUAAGAGCAAACCAAUAGACCUAUCACCAUUAACUAGUUCGACCGUGAAACAGGAGGGGGUUCUUCAAUCCGCAAGUGAGAUUUCCAGUCUCAGGCAAAAGCGCUCAUAUAGCGGGCACCAACGAUCAUUGACCGCCGACGACGAAAUACCGCCACUGGAGCUCCCUCCACCAGAUGCCAACCUCGCCACAGCUACAAGAGAAGUACCCCCUCCCGGCUCACGCCAUUUCAAAGCAAUUCCUCCACCCCAAAACACCCCCUCCAGCUCGCACAUAUCUCCCGACCCUCGCGGCCCCCACCCCCACCGCCACCACGCCACGCACCCCACCAUCGAAAUCGCCAAAACACCCACCUCCUCCGCCCUCGAGUUCUGGGCCGCCGCCGACGCCUCCCUCCACCCCUCCGAGUCGGCCUCCGCGCAGCCCGCAAGCCGCCGCAAGGGCGAGCCACCGCCAGAUAUAUGGCGCGACGCAGACCGCUCCCUGAACCUGCGCAAGGGCGGGCCGACGAUGGAGGAGUGGAUCGCGAGCCUCCCGGGCCUCGGGUUACAUCUGGGCCCGUGGGGCGAUGAUGCGGGGCUGGAUGCGAGGGUGCUGGAGGAUCUGAGGACGAGGAGUCCGCAGUCGUCGACGAUGCGUGGGAAUGAGGUGUUGAGGGCGGAGCUGGUCGAGAGGAUUAGGGAGAUGGAUGAGGCGGCGCCGGAGACGGAGGAGAAGGAGGAGGUGGGUGAGGAGGAGGAGGAGAUGGCGCCGGAGAUGAUGGAGGAGCUUGUUCCGGAGGAUGAGAGGGGCUCUGAUGACAAUGACGAUAAUCAGGAGGAGGAUGAGGAGGCGGAGGUGAAUGUUCCGCUGGCGGUGGUGGACCCGGCGCUGCUGCACCCGAAAUAUGUUCCUAGCCUGUCGCGGGGUGGUGGUGGGAGAGGGGGUGCGCUACCAAUGGCGAAGGCGCGGAUGCCGAGGACGGCGUUCAAGGAGAUGGAUUUGGCGGGAGAUGUGACGGAGAGGUUGGAGGCGCUGGAGCGGUAUUGGGAUGAGCAGGGGAUGAUUGUGGGGUCGGUGCUGAAGCGGAUGUUGUGGAUUGUGGAUAGCAUUAUUGUGAAGGAGAGGGAGGAUGCGCAGCGGGUGGUGAGGCGGAUGGAGAUGGGGUGGGGGGAGAGUGAUGAUGAUGAUGAUGAUGAUGAUGAUGAUGAUGAUGAUGAUGAUGAUGGUGAUGAUGAUGAUGAUGGUGAUGAUGAGGAGGAGGAGAAGGAGUAG
Molecule: messenger RNA, 2919 nt
Organism: Morchella importuna
Lineage: Eukaryota; Fungi; Ascomycota; Pezizomycetes; Pezizales; Morchellaceae
Exons: 2
Coding region: 1-2919 (972 amino acids)
Source: RefSeq, a predicted model, not a curated record